AUGGCCUCACAAUCCCCUUACUACAAGUUAGCAGCCUUGGCACUAGUUAGUUGCGCUCUUUCCAUUCUUCUCGCAUGGCUCAAAAGGGACCGUCGAUUGGACAAGAUGCAGGGCCCGCGCGGGUGGCCGCUCAUUGGCAUCGGCAUCGGCCUGCCCCAGAAGUCUGCCGAGGUGCUUGGCAAAUGGGCUAUCGAGUACGGCGAAGUCUACAAAAUCAAGGUUGGCUGGUAUGAUUGGGUCGUCAUCAAUAGCCCCGAGGCUAUGAGGGACAUCUUCGACAAGCAGUCGGCUAGUACGUCUUCCAGACCCCCAAUGCCCCUGGCCCACGAUGUCGCCGUGGGCGGCAUGCGGAUGAACACUCUGCCAUACAACAAGAAAUGGCGAGCAUACCGCACGAUAGUUCACGGCCUUCUGUCUACCUCCCUGACAGACCAAUUCAAUCCCUCUCAGUUGUACGAGACUAAACAGCUUCUCCAUGAUUUCACCUUCAACAAUCAAGACGGGAAGCAAUUCUACUGGCAUGUGCGGCGCUACUUUUUCAGCAUCUUGAUGACAAGUUGCUAUGGCUCACGCGUAGAUAGCUGGGAGCACGAAGAUGUGCGUAGCGCCAUUCACAGCACGCAACUUCUCAGCAAGAUAUCGAAGCCGGGUUCUUUUCUCGUCGAUGAGAUCCCCAUACUCGCCAAGUUGCCGGCCUGGCUGCAACCUGGACGGCGCAUGGCCGAAUCAUUGAGAGAGCCGAUUUUGAGUGCGAAAAUGCGGCUAUGGCGGAGAUUCCAAGACCAGAUGAAGGCUGGUCGGGCUCCCGUAUGUUUCGGGCGCAAGGUAUACGAGGAUGACAAGCGGUGGCGGGACCAGGGGUUAACGGACGAGGAUUUCGCCUGGGUUGUCGGUGGUAUCGCCGAUGCCGGCUCGGGCACGUCAACAGUCACCUUCAAUGCGGUCAUUUUGUACAUGGUAGCCAACCCGCAUGUUCAGGACAAGGCUUACGAGGAGCUGAUGGGCGUCGUGGGGCCGAACCGGACACCUGAUAUCCAAGACUUGCCCAACCUGCCCUAUAUUAAUGCGUGUGUGAAGGAGACUAUCCGCCUCAAGCCUAUUCCAGUGUGGUGCAUUAAGCGGUAUGCCGAUGCCGACGUGCGGUACAAAGAUUAUAUCAUACCCAAGGGUACGGUGUUACUUGGCAAUACUACCUUUCUAGCCACCGACCCGGCCAAGUACGAUGAUCCGCAAGUAUUUCAACCCGAAAGAUACCUGGGCUUCCCGCGCUCCAGCUUCGAGUACGCCGCCGGUGACCAGACCAAGCGCGACCACUUCUCCUUCGGCGUGGGACGCCGCGUCUGCCCGGGCACCAAGCUGGCCGAGAUCACGCUGGAACUCGCGCUUGCGAACGUGCUGUGGGCACACGCUAUCCGACCGCCCAAGGGUGUCGCGGCCCUAGAUGCUGGCCCGGAGGCUUGGGAUUCUACUGAGUUCCAGGCACCGAAGCCAUUUGCCGUUCGCUUCGAGCCUCGUAGACCAGAGGCAACAGACUUCGUCAAGAGACAAUGGGAGACUGCUAUGGAGGAGGGCUAUAUGAUGAACGGGAGACGUGUCGAUGUCAAGGGGGUUGUGCACUGA
Messenger RNA from Xylaria bambusicola, 1620 nucleotides. Its product is annotated as putative O-methylsterigmatocystin oxidoreductase. The coding region runs from base 1 to 1620 and encodes 539 amino acids. Gene Ontology annotation, molecular function: iron ion binding; heme binding; monooxygenase activity. The record is from RefSeq and is a predicted model, not a curated record. Lineage: Eukaryota; Fungi; Ascomycota; Sordariomycetes; Xylariales; Xylariaceae. The transcript has a single exon.